AUGGGUACUCCACUUGUUGGUACCGCUAUUAUCACCGGCGCGAAUGGAUUGCUCGGGUCGGAGAUAGCUGUCUCGAUUGCCAAAGCGCAGCCUUUUGUUCACUUGCUGCUAGUGGCCCGCGAUAUCAGAUCCGACAGCGUCAAGGAUGUGACGGACAGGAUCCGUCUCAUUGGACCCCGCUCCGUCGAGGUGGUUAAGGCAGACCUGGCCUGCUUCAAUUCCGUCGUGAGCUUUUCCCAAUACACCGUCGAGAGGGUGCGAAGUAAAGAGAUCCCUCCCGUGAUCUUGUUGAUCAACUCCGCCGCAACUUCGUCAUACGUUACCGAUCAAGUCACACGAGAUGGGUACGAUCCCGUCUACCAGACCAACUGCAUCGCGCCGUUCCUGUUGACCGUGAGCCUGCUCGAGGCCUUCCGCGCAGGCGACGGUACACCGAACGGCGGAGCUCGAGUAAUCAAUAUCGGGUGCUCCUCCAUAUCCAAGGGAUCCCUGGACUAUUUUGACGGCGAAGACCCGGAGAGUGCCACCCAGCCGCCAGGAACACCAAUUGGCGCCAAGGAAGCGACCAGUCGCUUCGGAAGUAGUAAGCUGCUAAUGAGCGCUGCCAUGUAUGCCCUGCGUCGAAGUCUGGUACUUACGGGCAACAUCUCGCUCAAUGUAUACACAAUGGAUCCCGGCGGCUUGACCGGAGAGAGCCACCUAACGACCGAUGCCCCGUUAUCGGUCCGAAUGGCACACCAGACGCGGUCUGGACUCCGGCCAUUCCUGCGGGUGUUUUCCAAGAGUGCGAUAAACAAGGCUAGCGUUCCAGCCAAAGUUAUUGCGAGAGUCGCAUUUCAGAAGGAGACGGUGGAGAACUGGGGAAGGGAACGAUAUUAUAUCUUGGAUAGCGAAUACGAGGCCGCAUCCGUCAUUCCGGCCUUGCGGGAUGUGCCGCGCAUGGAUGGGCUGCUGCAGAAGAUCAUGCGACAGAUCGAGAUAGGCGUCAAGGGCAUGGGCUCGCCUCAAUCAAGAGUAUCGCGGCUGACUGCGCGUUACUUUCAACCGCGCCCACAACCGGCUUUGCGACGUCGAAGACAGCUCCUUCAACGACUGUGUCUGAUUGCCGCCAUCUCAACGCUGCUGUUGAUCCUCAUUUUCCCUUCAUUUCGAGCGUUAUUCCUUCCCGCAGUCUCGCUUGGCCUUGUUUCCUCCGCGGAAGAUCUACAGUUAGAAACGGUUCGAUACUAUGAUUUGUCUAAGAUGCAGGGCAGUGGAAGUGGUUGGGAGCAUGGAGAACGGGUCCUCAUGUGCACGCCCUUGAGGGACGCCGCAUCUCAUCUGCCGAUGUUCUUUUCGCAUCUUCGCAACCUUACAUACCCUCAUAACCUGAUUGAUUUGGCAUUUUUGGUUUCGGAUUCCGAAGACGACACGAUGGAAAUGCUGUCAUCGAUGCUGGAUGAUCUGCAAAACGACGCCGAUCCGAAGAUGUCAUUUGGAGAGAUCUCGGUCAUCCAGAAGGAUUUUGGUCAACAGGUUCAACAAGAUGUGGAGAGUAGACACGGUUUUGCCGCCCAGGCAAGUCGCAGAAAGUUGAUGGCUCAGGCACGGAACUGGCUGCUUAGCGCGACUCUGCGUCCGACGCAUAGCUGGGUCUACUGGAGAGAUGCAGACGUCUUGACAGCUCCGACUACGAUUUUGGAGGACCUUAUGAGACAUGACAAGGAUGUUAUCGUUCCGAAUGUUUGGCGUCCCCUGCCGGAUUGGCUAGGUGGGGAACAACCGUACGAUUUGAACUCCUGGCAGGAAUCCGAAACCGCGCUGGCCCUUGCCGAAACUCUGGACGAGGAUGCAGUCAUUGUGGAGGGUUAUGCCGAGUAUGCAACGUGGAGACCUCACCUCGCAUAUCUGCGUGAUCCGUACGGGGACCCUGAUAUGGAGAUGGAGCUUGAUGGUGUGGGAGGCGUCAGUAUUCUGGCAAAGGCCCGUGUCUUCCGGGCCGGUGUCCAUUUCCCAGCCUUCAGUUUCGAGAAGCAUGCCGAGACUGAAGGUUUCGGAAAGAUGGCGAGACGGAUGGGAUUUUCGGUCAUUGGCCUCCCGCACUACACGAUUUGGCAUCUUUACGAGCCGAGUGUGGAUGACCUCCAGCAUAUGGAGGAAAUGGAGCAGGAGCGACUGGAACGUGAGAGAGAAGAACAAGAACAGGCUGAGCGUGCUGAGCGGGUUCAAACGCUGUUCAAGGACGCCAAGUCGCAGUGGGAGGACGAUACUGCGAAUAUACAAGAAGCCAUCGACAAGGAAGGGAAGAGCCAGGCGAGCGACUACUCGUCAUCGUCGGAUGUCGAUAGUACAAAAGGCAGCGCAGAAGGUCCCGUGGCCCAGCCCGCUGCGAAAGAGCAGGGAAGUGCCGCGAUCACACAGGAAGAGUCAACAAAAGAAAGAAAACAGGCGAAGCAAUAG
Molecule: messenger RNA, 2439 nt
Organism: Aspergillus piperis CBS 112811
Lineage: Eukaryota; Fungi; Ascomycota; Eurotiomycetes; Eurotiales; Aspergillaceae
Product: Anp1-domain-containing protein
Exons: 5
Coding region: 1-2439 (812 amino acids)
Biological process (GO): protein N-linked glycosylation; cell wall mannoprotein biosynthetic process
Cellular component (GO): mannan polymerase complex
Molecular function (GO): alpha-1,6-mannosyltransferase activity
Source: RefSeq, a predicted model, not a curated record